This is a messenger RNA of Medioppia subpectinata, 352 nucleotides long. NCBI's taxonomy places the organism in Eukaryota, Metazoa, Arthropoda, Arachnida, Sarcoptiformes, Oppiidae. The record is from the annotation of a GenBank genome assembly.
UCGCGGAGAAGUCUUAGUGAUAGAGCCGUUAAUAUUGCCCGAGAAUUCAAAGGGAGCAGAAAUGUUGAAUUUUAAUAAUACUUUACCACUGAUUUGUUGGCAGUUUGUUAUGGUUCAAAUCGCAGAGAACACCCGAGUUGUAGACCCUGUGCUCUCAUUUGCCCGACAAAACACUAUUUAUUUCUUUCAAGCAAGCUUUAAGAACUCAUCGCAAAUACUGUUCACACCAUUAAUGCAAAUAAGUGUUGGAUAUGUCAUACAAUCGAUCAUUUGGUUGAAUUCGCGGACAAUUGUGACGAUCGAUGAAACGGAGAAAAUGCAUGUUUUGGACGUUAAGUCCGAAGAGGAGUUA